Microthlaspi erraticum is the source of this 672-nucleotide messenger RNA. Lineage: Eukaryota; Viridiplantae; Streptophyta; Magnoliopsida; Brassicales; Brassicaceae. The record is from the annotation of a GenBank genome assembly.
AUGAGACAGUUGAAACUCCCAAUUUUGUUGAGCAUCAAUUUCUUCAAAGAUGUUGGACAAGUUUUUUGUCUUCGACUUAUUGUAGACGACACGGGCAAGCAUAUAGGCGAUGGCUUUGUUGAGUUUUCUUCUGCUAACGAAGCAGAGAAGGUGAAAGAGUCAUCUGAAAAGUAUGAAGACUACCUUCGACAAGAAAACCUUCUGAUAGAGGAAAAUGAGGCAGUGGAAGGACAUGAUGAUAUUCUCGAGUAUAUUGAGGAAGUUGCUGCGAGAAGAAAGACCCUUUUUAUCGCCAAUAUCCCUUGCGAAACUAGUAUACCAAGGAUCGUCCAUUGCUUCAAAUAUGUUGGACGAGUUGUUCUUCUUCGACUUAUUGUAGACCACAGGGGUCAGCAUGUUGGCUGUGGCUUUGUUGAGUUUGGUUAUGCUUACGAAGCAGACAAGGCGCUGGAAGAAGGGAGUAAUCGUGAGUUUAGUCUAGACGUGGCUGAGAUAGCUCCGUACCCUCUCCGACCCAAGUACAACCUUGCUGAGAAACUUUGGUCCAAGGUAAAAAGCCUUCUGGUAGAAGAGGAAGAAGAAGAAGAAGAAGAGGAGGAAGAAGAAGUGGAAGAUUAUGAUUUGGAGGGCGGAGUCUGCUGUAAGAAGGUUACUUUCUGUUACGACGACUGA